AUGAAAGAUUCUCGUUUUAAGUCAAUUUAUGACGGAAACGAAUGUUUGGAAUUCACGAAAUGUUUAGAACUUGUGCUCUCCUUUUUCGCAAAUUACGAUAGUUGCAAAAAGGAAAAAGAAAAUUUAAUGAAAAGAAAAAAAUCAGGGAUGGUACAAAAUGAUUAUGGAAAGUUAAUUAAGAAAAUAGAUGGAAAACGAUAG
Messenger RNA from Clunio marinus, 201 nucleotides. Lineage: Eukaryota; Metazoa; Arthropoda; Insecta; Diptera; Chironomidae. The record is from the annotation of a GenBank genome assembly.